CAACAGUGUUUUUAUUCGUGAGAAAUCCCCUCUUCCUCUCGUCGUUAUCAGUACUAAAUACGAGAGAGACCAGCUGCACCGUAAACACUCUAGUCCGCGCUGUUGAUCGAGCAAGAUGAAAGUUACGUUCUGGAUGGUGCUGUUGCUGCCCAUCCAUGCCGCGAUCGCCACCACACUCUCGAUACGGAAUCAUACCUGUGUCCCGUCCGGUUACACCAAGAUUUGCAUCCUCGACAGUCUUCACUACCAUCCGAAUGAGGUGGUCCACAAUUUCCCCCCAAAUCAGUCCCACAUAAGGAUCGUAUCUCAACCUUCUGGAUAUAGCAGGGAAGUCCUAAUUAUGAACGCCAAAUUGUACGCCCUGCUCGGUCAACCGGAGAUCUUGGAAGUGCGCGGACAUGCCGUGUGGAGUCUGCAGAUACCGCGAGCACUCAAACGAGGAAGUUUCCCGCAUGUCUACGUCAGGAAUCUCACCGUGGAACCAGGCACGGAUUCCCCAGUGCUAGUAUACUUAGAUCUAACGAACAAUUACUUGCGGAAAGUUUCCAGCGUAGCCAGUUUGAUUAACUUGGAGGUUCUCCGCCUGAGUGACAACUUCAUCUCAACUAUAGUCCCGUCCACAUUCGAGAAUCUCACCAAGCUGCGCUACCUCGACUUGAGCUACAACGACCUCAGCCAGAUCUCCAUCACCACCUUCCCAAAAAGCUUAAUCCACCUAAACCUCUACAAAGGCCAACUCUCAUCGCUCAACUACGCCACCCUUAACUACCCCUCGCUGGAAGUCCUCAACCUCGAACGCAACGAUCUACCCUUUAUCGACGGCCCCUCGCUGAUCCUAGCCCUGCCCAGUCUGAAGCUCGUCCGUAUCGCCGGAAACCCCCUCGAGAAGUACGAACUCCAGCAAACCCUGCUCCUGUUCCAACGCCGCAACAUCAGCUUCCGGAACGAGGCGGACGAGGCGAGUUGUACGGCUGGUGAGGACGUCCACGAAGGAGUUUGCAUUGCCCAACCCAAGCCACCCCGGACGGUGCUGAAGGACGUGGCGAUGAGCUUGGCGGUGGUUUUGGUGGCGAUCGCGUUGGUGGCGACCCUGCGCUGGGUGUUUCUCGCGAUGGGUGGGAAGUGAUAACGGAAACAAGUACGUUCGUGGAAUUGUGUUGCAGUAUAUAAAGUUGGUUCUAGAUUCCAAUGAAAAGAA
Molecule: messenger RNA, 1198 nt
Organism: Culex pipiens pallens (northern house mosquito)
Lineage: Eukaryota; Metazoa; Arthropoda; Insecta; Diptera; Culicidae
Exons: 2
Coding region: 116-1126 (336 amino acids)
Cellular component (GO): extracellular matrix
Molecular function (GO): protein binding
Source: RefSeq, a predicted model, not a curated record